Molecule: messenger RNA, 1080 nt
Organism: Uncinocarpus reesii 1704
Lineage: Eukaryota; Fungi; Ascomycota; Eurotiomycetes; Onygenales; Onygenaceae
Exons: 5
Coding region: 1-1080 (359 amino acids)
Cellular component (GO): mitochondrion
Source: RefSeq, a predicted model, not a curated record
AUGGCUUCACUGCGCUCUCUGCUUCGUCGAAAGCCCCAAGCUACGCUGCGUAAAAUCAGCACGACCUGUCGUGGGAAACCCAUCAGUGAGGAUGGAAUAUAUCACUACACCAAUGGCCGUUUUCUCGUAAACGAACACUACCAAUGUCAGCGGCGCUAUCUCAAGUUCAAUCUUGCCGAACUCUGCAAUGUUGCCUCUACGCUUGGCUCUCAGCAAUCCCCCAUCAUUGCCGUUGAUAAGUUAGAGGGCGGCUUCUGCAAAGCCCUGAUUAUGAAGAGAGAGGACGGGACAAAGCUUGUUGCAAAGUUACCUACCAAAAUUGCAGGCCCGCCAGGCCUAUUGACGGCCUCGGAGGUUGCCACGCUGAAAUACGUCAAACAACAUACGUCGAUACCUGUUCCUGUAGUGCUUUCUUGGGAUUGUGAUCCUUCCAACAAAGUCGGCAGUGAGUAUAUCAUCAUGGAAAAAGCUCCUGGGGUUCAGCUCUACGAAAGGUGGGCCGAUAUGACUGGUGAAUCGAAGAUUGCUCUGGUUAACAACCUGGUCCGUUUGGAGAGCCAGCUUGCGUCCAUUCAGUUCCCCGAAUUUGGAAGCCUAUUCCUUCGGGACUUGGAUGACACUACGAUGAAAGGCCAUAGCCUCCGGCCACUCCCUGCAACCAUAGAUCCUACUCACUCCUACUGUAUCGGGCCGUCAGUGGAUCGUUCGUGGUAUAUCAAUGCACAGCAAGAUGUCUCACAGCCUACUUUUAGGAAAGGUCCUUGGUCUUCCCUGUCUGAUUAUGGCUGCAACCUUGCGAAAAGAGAAAUCGCAAAGCUUUUCCGCCAGCGAAGGACGGACGAUCGCCCAUAUCGCCGCCGUAGUUCUGAAGAAGAAGCUAAUGACCUUCUCCCUGCUAUGAAGCUCGUGGAACUGCUGGAGUCUCGUCACACCGAACUCAGUUCGCUCUCAAGACCUAUCCUCUGGCAUACAGAUCUACAUUUGGGUAACAUAUAUGUUGCUGACAAUGACCCUACCCAGAUCGUAUCUAUCAUCGACUGGCAAUCAAUAGGCAUGAAGACUAUAUCUUCGGCGUCGUGA